AUGCGAGGGUUAACUACCAAAUUACAGUGCUUGUGUUGUAGCUCCACCAAUAAAAUACUUCAUUUUCGAUUGUCAAGUAAAUUUGCGACGCUUGCUAAAUCCAAGCGUAAGAAGGAGCAGUUGGAAGGACAAGAAGCCAGCUCGCUUAGAUCGCUAUUUGGUGAAAUAACUGACAUUUUAGGGGCUGCAAAUGUCGCUGCGGACAGUACCUUAAUUGGGUUUUUUAAUUCAAAGGAGACCCAUGUUGGGGUCGGUGAGGCUUUGGAGAAGAGCACACCUUGUAUGCCUAGUGUUUGUAGGGAUGCUAAGGUUGAUGUAGUGGAAGUAAAGGAAGAUGUAGCUUUUGUGGAGGAAACAAGUGUGGCUGAGACUGAUGUGAGCCCGGUAGUUCAUGAGGUUACGAAGAUUGUCAGGGCACAAAGUGGUUUGGUUUCAAUGGAGGAGCGGUUGGAGAAGUUGGCUUUCCAGUUAGAUGUGGAAAUUGUUGACAAAGUUUUGAAGAGGUGCUUUAAAGUGCCGCAUUUGGCUCUGAGGUUCUUCGAUUGGGUGAAGCUGAGAGAAGGGUUCUGUCACACAACUAAGAUUUAUAAUACUGUGCUCUGUAUAGCUGGGGAUGCGAAAGAGUUUGGGCUGGUGGAGAAGUUGGUGGAGGAGAUGGAAAGGAACUCGUGCAAGAAAGAUGUUAGGACUUGGACUAUUCUUAUCCAGAUGUAUGGGAAGGCUAAGUUAAUUGGAGAAGCCUUGUUAGUCUACGAAAAUUUGAAGAAAGGUGGUUUUGAACCGGACGCAGUGGUUUACAGAACGAUGAUACACACACUGUGUGCUGCUGGAAAAGCUGACAUUGCGAUGGAAUUUUACAAGGAAAUGGUACAGAAGGACUUUGGGCUUGAUAUCAAUAUGUAUAAACUAUUACUGAAUAGCAUAGCUAGGCUUGAAGAUACUGCUGCUGCUGUGGGCUUGGUUUCAGAUGACAUGAUGAGAUUCUCAAAUAUUCCUCAACAUGUGGUUUAUGGUUGUAUCCUGAAGUCUUACUGCGUGUCUGGUAGAAUCAGAGAAGCUUUGGAAUAUAUUCGUGAGCUCAAGAAUAAAGAGGUUAUGCUUCUCCCUGAGUAUUUUGAGACUUUAGUGAAAGGAUUGUGCAGGGCUGAUAGAAUUGGGGAUGCUUUGGAGAUUUUGGAUAUUAUGAAGAGAAAAGAAUUUGUUGAUGGAAAUUUGUACGGGAUUAUCAUCAAUGGGUACUUGAGAAAGAAAGAUGUUUCUCGAGCACUUGAUCUGUUCCAUAGUAUGAAUGAUUCUGGAUAUUUGCCUGCUACUUCUACCUACACCGAACUGAUGCAGCACCUCUUCAAUGUGAAUGAAUACCAAAAAGGGUGUGAGCUCUUUGAUGACAUGCUUGAAAGAGGAGUUGAGCCAGAUAGUGUGGCAAUCACGGCCAUGGUUGCAGGCCACGUCCGCCAAAAUCAUAUAUCUGAAGCAUGGAAAGUACUUAACGAUAUGACAGACAAAGGCAUUAAGCCCACUUCAAAGUCAUAUAUGGUAUUUAUCAAGGAGCUUUGUAAAAUUUCAAGGACAGAUGAGAUUCUCAAGGUAUUGGUAUAUAUGCAAGCAGCUGAUGUGCGGAUUCGAGACGACAUAUUCACAUGGGUUAUACAUCUUAUGGAGAUAAAGGGAGAGACGGACAGCGUUGCAAAAGUAAAGCAGAUGCAAGGGCUUUAUAAAUUUCAGCCUCAUGAUGGAGAGAUAUCAAGCAAUGAUGCAUCUACAGGAGAGAGGAUCAAGAAUGUGUUGGAGUUGGUACCAAAGAAGAUGGAUCCCUUAUUGAAUUCUGAUGCUUAUGAUGAAAAAGAUUUGCAAGAAAUUUGUAAAAUUAUGUCCUCUUCAACUGAGUGGUGCUUAAUUCAGGAAGCUUUGGAGAAGUCUGCUGUUGUUUUCAGUCCAGGACUUGUUCUGGCAGUUUUAAGGAGUCUCAGUGCUCAUGGUUUGGUAGCAUUGCAUUUUUUCUCAUGGGUAGGAAAGCAAUCCGGGUAUUGCCACACUACUGAUACAUACAAUAUGGCUAUCAAAAUUGCAGGACGGGGGAAAGAUUUCAAGCACAUGAGGAACCUUUUCUAUGAAAUGAGGAGAAACAGUUUCCCGUUAACAGAAAAUACAUGGACAAUUAUGAUAAUGCAAUACGGUCGAACAGGUCUCACAGAGAUUGCUCUUCAGUUUUUCAAAGAGAUGAAAAGUAAUUGCAACCCAACUGGCAGUACCUACAAGCAUUUGAUCAUAUCUCUUUGUGGUAGAAAAGGUCGAAAGGUAGAUGAAGCAAUUAAAAUAUUCCAGGAGAUGAUCCGAGCUGCACAUAUACCUGACAAAGAGUUAGUUGAGACCUACAUUGGUUGUUUAUGUGAAGUUGGUAAGCUGUCAGAUGCCAGGAGAUGCAUAGAAUCUCUUUCCAAAGUUGGUUUUACAACUGCUCUUAGUCAUUCCUUGUACGUUAGGGCUCUUUGUCGGGCUGGGAGAUUGCAAGAAGCUUCUGCAAUGAUGGAUGAUAUUGGGGAAGAGCGAUCCACAUUGGAUCGGUAUACAUAUGGGAGCUUUGUUCAUGGACUUCUGCGGAGUGGACAAAUAGAAGAAGCACUUGCCAAGGUGGAGUCUAUGAAGCAGGCGGGCAUGAAGCCAACUGUCCAUGUUUAUACGUCCUUUAUAGUUCAUUUCAUGAAGGAGAAACAGAUCAAAAAGGCAUUGGAUGUUCUCAAUGAAAUGCAACAGGAAGGAUGUGAACCAACGGUUGUUACUUAUUCCGCCCUCAUUCGAGGGUAUGUGAACAUGGAGAUGAUUGCUGAAGCUUGGGGUGUCUUUGAAAACAUGAAACUGAAAGGGCCAUUGCCGGAUUUCAAAACUUAUUCAAUGUUCCUGCACUGUCUUUGUAAGGUUGGGAAAUCAGAAGAAGCCAUGCAGCUUAUAUCUGAAAUGUUCAACAGCGGGAUUGCUCCCAGUGUUGUCAAUUUUCGAACGGUAUCUUAUGGACUUAACCGAGAAGGUAAGCAUGAUUUGGCUCGCUCUGUUAUGGAACAAAAAUCAUCUUUCAUUAGAAAACGCAAGUUCUUAAUAUAAUUUCCAGCUAUGUUUGUACAUCUUAGUACAAUAUCUCAGUUUCUUAUCAGUGUGGUUCAAGCUUUCACAUCGAUUUUACUUAGAAACAAGAAAGUACCUACAUUAGAGUUGAUUAUGAAAA
Argentina anserina (silverweed cinquefoil) is the source of this 3220-nucleotide messenger RNA. RefSeq names its product putative pentatricopeptide repeat-containing protein At5g06400, mitochondrial. NCBI's taxonomy places the organism in Eukaryota, Viridiplantae, Streptophyta, Magnoliopsida, Rosales, Rosaceae. The record is from RefSeq and is a predicted model, not a curated record. The transcript has a single exon. Gene Ontology annotation, molecular function: protein binding. The coding region runs from base 1 to 3099 and encodes 1032 amino acids.